AUGAUUGACUCAGUCAGAGAAAGAAGACAGUGCAUGCUGGAUUUCUACUCUCAUUAUGAACGUCUAUGUGCUGUUCAAGGUUCUGUCCCACUGAAAGCUGUGAAAGCCGAUCUGAAUUGGGGUGCUCUCAAUCUAACUGUAGAUAGCACCAAAGCUGCUGACUGGGCACCACUUCUUAUUGCAGUAGAAGUCAGAGUCUUAUUAUGCCCAAUAGCAUUCAGAAGUUUUCAUCAAUGGGGUCUUGAAGAAUCAGACUUGACUGGCCAGCUAUGCAAAGCUGUCAAAGGCUGUCCAAGUAUAUCAGAUGUACUAAAAAACUUGGAACUGCAGGAGUUGCUUCUGAGAGAGAGAGAGAGAGAGAGAGAGAGCGAUCUAAUACUUUUAACAAAGGGAACACAAAGUGUUUGUGCUGAGCAGUUUGGAUGUCUUGGUCUCUUCUCUAUUUUAAUCUGUCUGGGUGUGAAGAAUUCAGGUAGUAUCAGAUACAUAAAUUUCACAGGAUAUAGCCUUACCUGGCAAGGGGCCAAACAUAUGACAAAUGUUUUAAAGCACCAGGCAAUGAAAAGACAUAAAGCAGCUUGGGCUGAAAGGCUAUGUUAUAGGAGACCUGACCUGGGCUGUAUGACAGGCUUGAGGCACGUUGCUUUUAACUGCAACAUGCUUGUUGGAGAUAGAGGAGCCAGUGCCUUUGCAGAAUGCCUAGGAGAGGACCUGUGGCUGAAAGCACUCGAUUCGCAGCAGUGCGGAAUAUCCAACAAAGGAGCAAAGUCACUAUUUGAUGCUCUUCAAGAUAAUAUAAUGUUAGUGGUACUUGAUAUAAGAAAAAAAAAUCCCUUAAUUGGAACUGUGAAAAGAGGCAACUCCUUGGGGAAUUUCCAUAUACUAAGAGUUCACUCAACUCAAGACACUUGUUUUAUAUUCAUCAAGUUGGAACUGGGAGAACGCCUGCUAAAAUUAAAGGAAGAAAGAAGAGUCAGAGUAAAAGUCGAGGAAUGGAUAAUGGAGUUGGAAAUUGAAAAUGCAAGGUUGAAGAACCUAAACAUCUCCCUAUCUGAGGUUCUUCAUGCACAGUUGGUAACCAACAUGAUUUUGGAAGAUGAAGGUGUUCUAGGCAGCAUUGAGAACUCUUUCCAAAAGUUUCAUGCUUUUUUAGACCUCCUUAAAGAUGCUGGACUUGGGCAACUUAGUUGCUAUUCCAAAUUCUUCAAGAACACCAUGAACUUCAAAAAUGAGAUAGUGGUGAUGAAAAGUUGUCUUUUUGAAAAUCGAUUCAAACUUAAAUACUUUGGCUUAGUGAGACUGUUUUCACAGUAUUAA
Messenger RNA from Struthio camelus australis, 1317 nucleotides. Lineage: Eukaryota; Metazoa; Chordata; Aves; Struthioniformes; Struthionidae. The record is from RefSeq and is a predicted model, not a curated record.